AUGAGUGCGGAGCCGGAGAACGGCGGUGGCGACGGUGACGCCCGUGACCCCAGCGGCUUCCUCAGCGAGAUUAUCGGGGCUCCAGUUACGGUGAAGCUCAAUUCAGGUGUUGUCUACAAAGGCGAACUGCAAUCCGUCGAUGGCUACAUGAACGUCGCACUCGAAGACACGAAAGAAUACGUCGAUGGCAAGCACAGGCGGGACUACGGAGACGCCUUUGUUCGUGGCAACAACGUCAUGUACAUAUCCUCCGACUCUGCAUCGUCAUAG
Molecule: messenger RNA, 270 nt
Organism: Fulvia fulva
Lineage: Eukaryota; Fungi; Ascomycota; Dothideomycetes; Mycosphaerellales; Mycosphaerellaceae
Product: U6 snRNA-associated Sm-like protein LSm6
Exons: 3
Coding region: 1-270 (89 amino acids)
Biological process (GO): maturation of SSU-rRNA; mRNA splicing, via spliceosome
Cellular component (GO): P-body; nucleolus; sno(s)RNA-containing ribonucleoprotein complex
Molecular function (GO): RNA binding
Source: RefSeq, a predicted model, not a curated record